Zingiber officinale is the source of this 571-nucleotide messenger RNA. RefSeq names its product flap endonuclease 1-A-like. Gene Ontology annotation, molecular function: 5'-flap endonuclease activity; 5'-3' exonuclease activity. The transcript has 6 exons. NCBI's taxonomy places the organism in Eukaryota, Viridiplantae, Streptophyta, Magnoliopsida, Zingiberales, Zingiberaceae. The coding region runs from base 252 to 551 and encodes 99 amino acids. The record is from RefSeq and is a predicted model, not a curated record.
GCUUAUUUUAUUCUUUAGAUAUUUAAAGAGGAAAGAUGCAACUAACGAUCUGAACACAACAAUUGAGGUCAUUGCUUGUGCAUAACAAGUACCUUUAUUGGGACUCUUUAGUGUGCUAGAAUUUCUUUUGCUGUCUUGGUUACAUUUGUUGUUUGCAGACUGGUGAUUUGGAGGGAAUUGAAAAGUACAACAAAAGGACUGUCAAGGUAACCAAGCAACAUAUUGAAGAUUGUAAACGUCUCUUAAGACUAAUGGGUGUGCCUACUAUUGAGGCACCCUGUGAAGCAGAAGCUCAAUGCACAGCUCUUUUCAAAAGUGACAAGGUGUUUGCGGUUGCCUCAGAAAACAUGGAUACUUUAACUUUUGGGGUACCAAGGUUUCUCCAUCAUUUAAUGGAUCCUAGUUCCAAAAAAAUCUCUAUGAUGGAAUUUGACGUUUCAAAGGUUCUUGAAGAGCUAAGACUCACUAUGGAUCAGCUCAUUGAUUUGUGUAUUCUCUCUGGAUGUGAUUAUUGUAAUAACAUUAAAGGUCGGGCAAUUCAUGAGGCUUGAGUUUUUUUGAUGCAAGAAGU